This is a messenger RNA of Amphibalanus amphitrite, 3006 nucleotides long. RefSeq names its product alanine--tRNA ligase, cytoplasmic-like. Gene Ontology annotation, molecular function: alanine-tRNA ligase activity; aminoacyl-tRNA deacylase activity; amino acid binding. Gene Ontology annotation, biological process: tRNA modification; alanyl-tRNA aminoacylation. NCBI's taxonomy places the organism in Eukaryota, Metazoa, Arthropoda, Thecostraca, Balanomorpha, Balanidae. The coding region runs from base 61 to 2394 and encodes 777 amino acids. The record is from RefSeq and is a predicted model, not a curated record. The transcript is spliced from 12 exons. Gene Ontology annotation, cellular component: mitochondrion.
GGUGAGGUGGCCUGGCGUCUGUACGACACGUACGGCUUCCCCGUGGACCUGACGUCGCUGAUGGGCGAGGAACGCGGCCUGAAGAUCGACAUGGAUGCGUACGAGGCCGCCAGGAAACAGGCUCAGCUGAUUUCUCAGGGCGGCGGUAAGGGCGUGGACGACCAGAUUAACCUGGACGUGCAUGCCAUCGCGGACCUGCAGGGCCGCGGUGUACCGCCCACCGACGACUCGCCAAAGUACGACUACAGCGCCGCGUCGGCCGACCCCGACUCUGUCUACGAAUUCGGCACGUGCCAGGGUCGCGUGGUGGCACUGCGCUGCGACAAACAGUUUGUCCAGGAGGUGCCGUCGGGCCGCGAGUGCGGUAUUCUACUCGACCGGACCUCCAUGUACGCUGAACAGGGUGGCCAGAUCUGGGACGAGGGGUAUAUGACCAAGGAGGGCGACGAGGAGACGGAGUUCACGGUGAAGAAUGUCCAGGUUCGCGGCGGUUACGUGCUCCACAUCGGCUCCCUGGCUGGAACGCUGCGCGUCGGGGACACCCUGAACGUGUUCAUUGACCAGGAGCGUCGUAAGCAGGUGAUGAACAAUCACACUGGUACUCACGUGCUCAACUUUGCGCUGCGACGAGUGCUGACGUCGGAGGCGGAUCAGCGCGGCUCCCUGGUGGCCCCCGACAGGCUGCGGUUCGACUUCACCAGCAAUAGCGCCAUGAAGUCGGACCAGGUGAAGCAGUGUGAACAGAUCGCCAACGACCUCAUCUCGCGUAACGGCGAGGUGUUCGCCAAGGAGUCGCCGCUGGCGCUGGCCAAGUCGAUCCAGGGCCUGCGGGCCGUGUUCGACGAGACCUACCCGGACCCCGUGCGGGUCGUCUCCAUCGGUGUGCCGGUGGAGGACCUGCAGGCCGACCCGAGCGGUCCGGCGGCCACCCAGACCUCGGUGGAGUUCUGCGGCGGCACCCAUCUCCGACGCGCCGGCCACAUCGGACCGUUUGUCAUCGCCUCGGAGGAGGCCAUCGCUAAGGGCAUCCGACGGAUCGUGGCGCUCACUGGACCUGAGGCCACCAAGGCGCUGCACCGUUCCGCCGCCCUGGAGAACCAGCUGAACGUGUUGUCCGAACAGCUGAACGACCCGCAGCUCUCCAGCAAGGAACUCGUCAGGCGCAUAGUGGAGCUGACCGACGAGAUCUCACAGGCCACCAUCCAGCAGUGGAAGAAGGACCAGCUGCGUGCCGAGCUGACUAAGAUGAAGAAGCAGUUGGACGACAAGGACAAGGCGAGGAAGGCGGCCGUCAUGACCUCGGUGGUGGAGGAGACGAAGGCGUUCGUCACCGCCAACAAGGAGCUGCCCUGGAUCGUGCGCCGGCUGGAGGCCUACUCAAACACAAAGGCGCUGGAUGCUGCCCUGAAGCAGGUGAAGGCCAUCGCGCCUGAGAUGUCGGCCCUGUUCCUCUCUGUGGACGAGGAUGCGGGGAAGGUCGUAUGUCUGAGCGCUGUGUCAAAGCCGGCGCUGGCGGCCGGUCUGAAGGCCAACGAGUGGGUGACCAAGCUGACCGAGCUAAUGGGCGGCCGAGGAGGCGGAAAGCCCGAGUCAGCUCAGGCAGCCGGCACCAACGUCACCGCCGCCGAGGCCUGUCUGGAGGCGGCCAGACAGCACGCGCGCACCACGCUCGGACAGGACAGCCAGCCCGUCGAAGUCCAGGUACCCACUGCCAGUAACGCUGCCCCGUCGCCAGCCUCCAAGACUGCCAAACCCUCCAAGGCAAGUGCCAAGUCUUCCUCCAAGUCACCGGCCGCCAGUUCCGCGGUGCCCAGCUCAGGCCCGGUACUGUUCUGCGGCUCAGGCGACCCGCGCGCGCUGCUCUGCCAUAUCGCCGCCGGCUACUCGGGCCUCUCUCUGCCGGUGACGGAGGCGCCGGCGCCGGACGCGGUCCCGCUCGGUCGCCGUCCGACGCUGCGCACCGCCGACGGCACGCUGAUCUGGGACGCCGCGGCGGCCGCGCUGCACCUGGCGCCGGCUCAGCUGCGCGGCGGCGCCGACCCGGCCUCGGAGGCGGCCGUGCUGGCCGCGCUCUUCCAGGCGGACGAGCUGCGCCAGCUGGUAGCCGGCUGGCUGGCGGCGGGCGCGCCGGCGCAGCAGUCCGCCGCCAGCCGCCAGGCGGUCGAACAGUGGCUGGAGCGGCUGGACACCGUGCUGCGAGACCGCACCUACCUGGUGGGCGAGCGGGUGACGCUGGCAGACCUGGCGCUCAGCUGCGCGCUGCUGCCCGCCUUCACUGGAGGUCUGGACGGUCGGCAGCGGGCGCGGCUCGUCUGUGUUACCCGCUGGUUCCGCACCGUGGUCCACCAGCCGCCGGCCGCCGCGAUACUCGGCGAGGUGAAACUCCACGAGUAGGCCCGACCGCCCGGCCGCUCACCGGUGGGUUAUUUAUUGUUUCGGCCGGUGAGAGGGCCGUUCGGGAUGGUCAGCUCUCCAGCGCUGCGGUAGGUGGACCGCCCGGUCCCCUCUCAUUGCCCACACGCUCAGAGCGCACUGUGGUGGGCCUGUCUAAAGGUGAUAGCAUUGCGUCCCGGUUUUGGAAAAUGAAUUUUGAACGACAUGCUUGUGGCCUGGUAGUUUGUUACGUGGGGAGCGAAGGUGGUGGAUGUCCCGGGUGCUUUACGAGCGAUGAUGUUAUCUGGUAUUAAGACACUAAGUGCAAUUAAUUAUUUGCGUAUGACUUAGUGAUAAACGCCGAAAUGGUUCAAAGUUCAGUAUUGUGGAGGGAACAAAUGCUGCCUACGCCGUAUAAAUUGCCAAUAUAGCGAAAUGCUACAUAACUCUGAUUUCCGCUGUUUACCAUAAAAGUUCUACUUUGCAACUCAGUAUGGUACUCCUUUACUACCUGAUUUGGAAUGUGCAUAACCAAUGUUGCCACUUACAUAGGUACAAGGUUUAGCUCAAUUCGAUAUUUUUAUCGGCAGGGAUUUUCAUUGAUCUGUAAAAUACAUAUUGCAAGUCGCUGAA